Drosophila albomicans is the source of this 2109-nucleotide messenger RNA. RefSeq lists its product as uncharacterized. Gene Ontology annotation, molecular function: lipase activity. NCBI's taxonomy places the organism in Eukaryota, Metazoa, Arthropoda, Insecta, Diptera, Drosophilidae. Gene Ontology annotation, biological process: lipid metabolic process. The record is from RefSeq and is a predicted model, not a curated record. The annotation marks the transcript as partial. The transcript has 4 exons.
UUAAUUCGAAUUUUAGCUGCCAUAGGAUUUCCUUCUGGCGAAGCCAUCAUCGGUCGCCAUCGUUGCAUUUUUGUUAAAAACCACAAUUGCCCAAAUAAGAAUGUCAAUUUCUGGCUAUAUAGCAAAACCACUCGCGAUGCUCCCGUUAAGCUAGAUCCACUCAAACUUAAUCCUAAGGACUUUAAUCCGCCACGUCCACUCAAAAUACUGCUACAUGGCUUCACAGGAAGUCGCGACUCUGCGCCCAAUGAUUAUAUACGACCCGUGCUUCUGAACAACGAGGAUGUCUAUGUUAUCUCCGUUGAUUAUGCUUCUUUAGUGAAUUCUCCAUGCUAUAUAACUUCCGUAAGGAAUCUCCCAUUGUUCAGCAAAUGUCUCGCCCAGCUCAUCAAUAAUCUGGUGAAGCAGGGCCUUGUGCAACACGAUCAGAUCCACAUCAUUGGCUUUAGCUUGGGUGCCCAUGUGGCUGGACAAACAGCUAACUAUGUGCAGCCCAAGCUGAAACGCAUCACGGGCUUGGAUCCCGCCUUCCCUCUUAUCUCCAAAGAAAAGCAAAAACGUUUGGAUACAAGCGAUGCAGACUUUGUGGAUGUUAUACACACGGAUAGAUUCUUUGGCAUGGGAGACCCCGUGGGCCAUGUGGAUUUUUAUCCGAACUAUGGGUCACAUCAACCCGGCUGCAAGAAGGAGGAGCCCUGGACUCCGCGUUCAUGCAGUCACAAUCGUGCUGCUCGCUACUAUGGAGAGUCCAUUAAUUCGACGCUGGGUUUUUGGGGUCGUAGAUGUACCAGCCGGAGAGUAUAUGUUAAGCGUCGUUGCCCCAAAAAUAGCCCGCAAGCUCUGAUGGGUUACCAUGCCACAAAGAAAUUGGAGGGCUCCUUCUUUCUCGUGACUGACAGCAAAGCACCUUUCGCGCUGGGCAAGGAUAAGCAGGCGGAUAGCACCACAAACGAGGAGGACUUCGAAGAUGAUUAUGACCCAAAAUGGGAUGAAAUAUAUCCAGAACUGGACUCCAAUGAUGUCGAGAUCAUAGAAGAAUGUUUAAUUCGAAUUUUAGCUGCCGUAGGAUUUCCUUCUGGCGAAGCCAUCAUCGGUCCCCAUCGUUGCAUUGUAGUUAAAAACCACAAUUGCCCAAAUCAGAAUGUUAAAUUCUGGCUAUAUAGCAAAACCACUCGCGAUGCUCCCGUUAAGCUAGAUCCACUCAAACUUAAUCCCAAGGACUUUAAUCCGCCACGUCCACUCAAAAUACUGCUACAUGGCUUCACAGGAAAUAGCGACUCUGCGCCCAAUAAUUAUAUACGUCCCGCGCUCCUGAAUAACGAGGAUGUCUAUGUUAUCUCGGUUGAUUAUGCUCGUUUGGUGAAUGCUCCAUGCUAUAUAACCUCCAUAAGGAAUCUCCCAUUGGUCAGCAAAUGUCUCGCCCAGCUCAUAAAUAAUCUGGUGAAACAGGGCCUUGUACAGCAUGAUCAGAUCCACAUCAUUGGCUUUAGCUUGGGUGCCCAUGUGGCUGGGCAAACAGCCAACCAUGUGCAACGCAAGCUGAAACGCAUCACGGGCUUGGAUCCCGCCAAGCCUUUCAUCAAUGGCAAUAGUUAUAAACGUUUGGAUAUCACCGAUGCAGACUUUGUGGAUGUUAUACACACGGAUAGAAUCUUAGGCUUGGGGGAGCCCGUGGGCCAUGUGGAUUUUUAUCCGAACUAUGGGUCACAUCAACCCGGCUGCAGGAAGGAGAACCCCUUAACUCCGCAAGUAUGCAAUCACGAUCGUGCUCCUCGUUACUAUGGAGAGUCCAUUAAUUCGACGCUGGGUUUUUGGGGUAGUAGAUGCACCAGGAAAGAAUAUGCUAAGCGUCGUUGCCCCAAAAAUAGCCCGCAAGUUCUGAUGGGUUACCAUGCCACAAAGAAAUUGGAGGGCUCCUUCUUUCCCGUGACUGACAGCAAAGCGCCUUUCGCGCUGGGCAAGGAUAAGCAGGCGGAUAGCACCACAGACGAGGAGGACUUCGAUUCCGAAUUCGAUUUGGAAUCGAUGCCUACUGAAUUCAAAGAUGAUUAUGAAAUAUGUCCAGAACUGGACUCCAAUGAAGUCGAGAUCAAAGAAGAGCAGAAUUGA